Molecule: messenger RNA, 749 nt
Organism: Carica papaya (papaya)
Lineage: Eukaryota; Viridiplantae; Streptophyta; Magnoliopsida; Brassicales; Caricaceae
Source: RefSeq, a predicted model, not a curated record
CCAGCUAAAGAGGCUGAAAUGGAAAAAAUCCUGAAAUCAAUGGAGGGUAUGCCAGGAGCACCGGGCAUGAAAAUGUAUUCAAGGGAAGAACUUAUGAAUACGAAAAAUUUUGGCAACGAGGAUGCUGAUGAUGAUGAAGAUGACGAGGAAGAGCCAAACUUCCCCUCCAACUUGAAAAAAGUAUUGCGAGAAAAGGAGAGUAAAAAGGGUGACUUGAAGCAGAUGAUCACAAAAGGAAUCAUGGAUACAUGGGAUGCACUGAAGAGACAUGCAAGCAAGGUACCCAACCGGGUAAGAAGAUGGUGGAGAGGAAUGAAGGCAUCAUCUUCAAAGAAUUCAAAAGGCAAGAAGGCAGAGCUUUAAGAUACCGUAGAUGGCAAAACUGUGGGAAGAAUUGCACCCGGCACAAUUAUUUACUACAUGGAAAGCAACUCUAGUAGCAGGAGUUUGCGGAGAAAAGUUUUGGUUAAUUUUUUCCUCACUCUUUUUUCCUUAAGUUUUGGUUAAUUUUGUAGUUGAUUCUUUUAAUGUAAUUGAGUAUCUGGUGGGAGUGCAAUACCACUAAAUGGAAGCUCUGUUGAACCUAUCGCAUAGGAUCAUCAGAAAUGUGAAAGCUCUAUAAUGCCACUACAUGUUUUUGAGUUUUGCAGAAGAUUUUCAUCUGGUCAUGGUGAUUCCAGGUCAUUUUCUUUUGUUGGAGAAGAGAAUCAAGAACUCGUGGUUAAAGUGAAAACCAAAAGAUUACCGCA